ACUGUAGCUGACUAGCUCACUGUCGCCGAAAAAAAUUGUGCGGCCUGGGCACUUUCGAGGGGAUAGAUCAGAAAAAUAGACAUGGAGCACACGACUGCAGGAACAGAAAGAUCCGAGCCCGGAGAUAGCGAACAGGACGAGGAAGAGGAUGUGUACGAGGUGGAGAAGAUUAUUGACAUGCGAGCGGAGGAGGGGGAGGUGCUGUACCGUGUGCGCUGGAAGAACUACACCUCGGAUGAGGACACCUGGGAACCGGAGGCCCACCUGGAGGACUGCAGAGAGGUGCUGCUGGCCUACAAGAAGAAACUGGCAGAGGCCAAGACCAAGAAGGACACGGGGAUGGUGGAGGAAGUGCAGGUGGAGGUGACAGCCAGGGAAGGACCCCCGCAGAAGCUGCCCAUGAAGAGUGACCUGUUUGAUGCUGACUCAGAGAGCGAGGAUGAAAGGCGGGCCACAUCACCCCCCAAGAAGAAGAAAAAGAAGAAAUCGUCCAAGGAGGUUACCAGAGAUCCCUCCCCUGAUUCAUACAGAAGAGAGCGGAGGAAGAAGAAGAAGGAGAAGAAGAGAUGGAAGCAGGACAAGGUUCUGCCGGCACCCGAGUCCGAUGGUACGGAGUCGGAGCAGGAGAAACCCCCGACCCCGUCAUUAAGCCCAUCCCGCAGCCAAAAGAGGCUCAUCGAGUCCGAGGAAGAAGAGGAGUCCCCCGUCUCCCCCAAAAAACAGAAGCGAGACAAGCCCAAAGAGGGGGAAAAGCAGAAGAAAGAGGGUGGAGAUGGCAGAAAGAAGAAGGACCACCGAAAGGAACCUGUGUCCUCUGAAGAGGAAGAGGAGGAGGAGGAGAAGAAGGAAGAGGACGACAACGACAACGAGUCCGCCAGCAUGGACGGGGACCCGAAUGAAACGGCCCAAUUUGACGACGGAUCAGAUAGAAGCCCCGCCCCUGCCCUCACCUCCAAGCCGACACCAGAGAAGCAGCAGGGGGAGGUGGCCGACACAUCCGGGGCCAAUCAGAAGAAAAAUAAGCCCGGGCUCAAGUUGCAGGGCAUCAAAGAUCUCAUCCAGGUGAAGAAGAGGAAGAAAUCCCCGCCCUCUUCCCCAGCCCUGGCCCCGCCCCAACUGAAGCUGAAGAAACUGAUGAGCGGGAAGAGCGCCACGGAGAAGUCUCACGGGCGGUCAUCCCGCGGCGGCGAGAAAGCAGAGACCGCUCCCCUCUCCUCAGACUCCAGCGACGCGCCUCCUACGGGCUCCUUCAGGAAGAAGAGCAAAGGCAAGGAGGAACCCUCCUCCCCUUCCCCAUCCUCCUCCUCCUCUUCCGGGGCCGUCGCCAGGGACGACGAUGCCAGGCCUGACUCUGGGCUUGCCGCUGCUAUGGCCUCAAGUUUAGGCACAAGGGGCAAAGACCUCGCCUCAUCCAGACAGGGAGACAAAGCUGAAAAGGAGCAGCCCGCCUCCACCAACCUGUUUGAGAAGUUCCUGCUACAUUGCGAGGCCAAGGACCGCAUGCCCCGGAGACAGGCGGUCCACUCGUCUGAGAACCGCGGGGACCAGAACAAGACCGGCACGCCAAAGACCUCAGUAAGGCCAGAGAGAAAAACCAGGCCUCCUAAGGAGUCGGCAGCCCUGAAACCGGAGCAGGACAGAACGGAUAAGGUGAAGAGGGACUCUCAGACACCAGAAACCUCCCGGCCAAAACAGAGCCUGCCCGCCCAGGAAACGAAGCCAUCUGAGAAGAAAGAGAGCUUGGACAGCCUGGCAGACAGACGGGCUAAAGUGGACAGUCAGGGAGCGCAAGGCAAGACUAUGGUGGAAAUGGAUAAUGAGAAGAGGGAGGAGUCUCUGGAGAAGGGGCGGGAGUCUCGAGAGAAGAGGGAAGAGCCUAUGGAGAGGGGGCGGGAUUCUAGAGAGAAGAGGGAGGAGCCUCGAGAGAAGAAGGAGGAGCCUCUGGAGAGGGGGCGGGAGCCUCGAGAGAAGAGGGAGGAGCCUCUGGAGAGGGGGCGGGAGUCUCGAGAGAAGAGGGAGGAGCCUCGAGAGAAGAAGGAGGAGCCUCUGGAGAAGGGGCGGGAGGCUCGAGAGAAGAGGGAGGAGCCUCGGGAGAGGCGGGGCAAGCCUGAGGAGGCUCAUGGAAGGCUGCGGGAGAGGAAAGCGACGGAUGUGGCAUCCCCCGAACGGAGGCGAAAGAGAGAGGACAGUGAACCACACCUUUUUGGAGCCUGCGAUGAAAAUCCGGAGCCUCAAGACAGAGCUCCAGACCGAGCUCAAGCUUCCCUCAACCUUGGGGUGGAUAUCAAGCUGGACUGGAUGACAUUAGAGGACUUCCAGAAACACUUAAACGGAGAAGACGAGAUUCUAUCCACUGCCACCAUAACUUCCAAUGAGCUCCGAGACGCAGUGAAAGCCGGAAGCUACCUUGCGGUGAAGCUCGCGCUUGGGUCGAAAGAGGACUACAACCUGGACCAGGAGGACUCGAGUGGGAUGUCUCUGGUGAUGCUGGCGGCCGCAGGUGGGCAGGAUGACAUCCUUCGGGUGCUGAUUAAGAAGGGGGUGAAGGUGAACUGGCGUCAGAAGAACGGCACCACCGCACUCAUGCACGCAGCGGAGAAGAACUUCCUGUCGACUGUGGCCAUCCUCUUGGAGGCGGGGGCGCAUGUGAACGCCCAGACACUCGGGGGGGAGACUGCCCUCAUGAAGGCCUGUAAGCGGGGCAAUGGCGACGUGGUGCGUCUCCUGCUGGAGUAUGGGGCAGACUGCAGCAUCUUGUCCAAACACCAGAACAACGCCCUGCACUUCGCCAAGCUCAGCAACAACAUGGCCGUCUACGACCACGUGAAGGAGCACACGAACACGUUGUGGAGCGUUGCGGAGGAGACGAUCCGGGCGUACUUCGAGACCAGGCUGGCCCUGCUGGAGCCCGUGUUUCCCCUGGCCUGCCACAGACUGUGCGAGGGCCCCGACUUCAGCCUGGACUUCAACUACAAACCCCCAUCACACUGUCCCGCCGAGGGAUCCGGGAUCCUCCUCUUUGUGUUCCACGCAAACUUCCUGAACGAGAUCACAGCCCGGUUAUGUGGCCCCUGCAGUGUCCAUGCUGUGGUUCUCAACGACAAGUUCCAGCUGCCCAUCUUUCUGGACAGCCACUUCAUCUACUCCUUCAGUCCGGUGCAGGGUCAGAACAAGCUCUUCAUACGACUGGCAGAGUCACCCACCGCCAAGGUCAAGCUGUUGAUCUGUGCCUACAGAGUGCAGCUGCAGUGAGGCAGCCACCCCUGCAACCUCCACCUCCCACCCCUCCCCCCGGAUCAAAGUCACGUGUCGUCUGACCUAUCGCGGCCCCAGGGCUGAACACUCCCCACCACACCCAAAUAUGGCGCAGGCCACACCUCAAAGUUAACGCUGCCAAAGAAGAUGGAUAUGCAUCACGGCGGUGAUGUGGUUUUUUUUAUUUUACGUUUUGCUUUUCAUGUGAGCGUGUUUCCAGUGGAAGAAUGUGUUUGGUAUUGAUUGUGCAUAUUGAAGUGCUGUGACACUUCAAAACAUGUUAUGUCGCAAAAUGUUAUUAAGAACUAAUGUUAUUAUGUUAUUAUUGGAACUGAUGAGUUGUGAGAUGCACCUACUCCCCUGCAAGCAGACAGGCGGACAGGAGCUUUGGUCCUGGUAUCCCAUGGUGCUCGUGACUAAGCACACCGGUUGGUCGGGGUAUAGAAGGGGCAGUACCAGCUCGGUGGGUUUCCUGUCCGUAAGCACUACGAAAGCAUGCAGAGGAAGUGCUGUUCCGGGUGUAAUGAGAUUCACUGGGAUUUUCCAGCGUUGUCGCAACUAACCUGCUUGAAACUCUAAUAAUUUAUUAGCAAAGUCUAGGUCAAGAAGCUACUCUGAUGAAAACACAAACAUGACAGUUAGUGAAGUUUGUAUAAAAAAACAAAAAAAUGGUUUAACACAAGAUCUGUUGUACAGGGUAUCUCCUCAUGCAUAUUCAUGAAGCAAGUUUGACAUUGUGCGAAGUUACUUUGGUGAAUGGAAUAACUUAUGACAGAAUUAAUUCUGCCACUUUUUUAUCUGCCCAACAAGCUGAAUAGCUAGCUAGCUAGCUAGCCUUUUGAGGGAGCUUUCCAGACCAGUGUCCUAGUGAACAUCCAGAUGCUGCUUGUUUGUUUGUUUUUUUUUUUUCGUUUUAUUUUGCAUAUUAAUUUCGUUUGGUCACUGAGCAUGUUCAGUGACUAUUCAGAUGUAGGCUGUCUAAAACCUGCCGCUGCUGCUCUCUAUUGACAAGCAGGCUAGCAUGUCCAUCUUACCUCUGCCUGUGGCAGGACAGAGGAUGGGGAGGAAGAGGAACACAAGAGGAGCGGGGCUUUGUUUUUAAGCUUUGGAGGCCAGUCGUGUGGAUUCUCAAAACGUAACGUUUUUUAAUUUUUUUUUAAUUAACUUUGCUGUCCCAUUUAAACUUCUUCCUUCCUGUGCCCGGCAGGCUGGGGAGGGUGAUGAGUGAGGGCUGACAUGACUGCACCCCCUCAUGGUGGAGGGGGGAAUUACUGGACCAAGCCUUUGCUUUGCCCUGAGGUCACCCACACGCUUUCUUUUAUUAUAUGUUAGGAUGGAACUCCUUGGUCAAGACCUUGUUUGUUAGUUUUAGUUUAUUUUAGUUGUAUUUAAUUUUUAAUUUAAUUGACACUUUUGAGUUCCAUUUUGUUUUGCUUGUUUGGUUUGUUUAUUAGUUUUUGUCUGUUGAUGUGCCGUUUCUAUGGUUCUAUGGUUCACUAGUUUGUGAUUAGCUCAUUUGGCUGGACGCAGUUUCUAUGGAAACUGCACACCUUUUAAUGUGGCUGACCACAUGCCCAAUGCCCAAUCACAGCGCACCUGGGGUGGGCGGGAGGUCCUCAUAAGGGCUAAUUGGGUGUUGUCCUGUGUUCAGUUGGGCGGAAUCGAACUGUGUGCCCCUGAUCCAAUCAGGGAGACCGCUGAAGGACUGUAAUGAGGGUGUACAUGCUGUACAUUUCUAUGGCAACACGUAACCUUUUGCUUUAUCGAGGAUGGCAAAAGAGUAAAUAAAAAUAUAUAUAGAGGUGUAUUUAAAAAAUCAAAAAUAAAGAGUUUUAGUUUUUUCCAAAUAAUGUAAGAUAUGAUAUAAAAAACAUAUUACCAAUACGUUGUCGCAUUAUUUCUUUGCAUUAAAUAUUGCCACAAUCUUUAAACAAAA
Conger conger (European conger) is the source of this 5191-nucleotide messenger RNA. RefSeq names its product M-phase phosphoprotein 8-like. Gene Ontology annotation, molecular function: protein binding. Gene Ontology annotation, cellular component: cytoplasm; nucleus. The transcript has 15 exons. The record is from RefSeq and is a predicted model, not a curated record. NCBI's taxonomy places the organism in Eukaryota, Metazoa, Chordata, Actinopteri, Anguilliformes, Congridae. The coding region runs from base 82 to 3252 and encodes 1056 amino acids.